AUGGAUGUGACAGGCGGCAGCAGGAGCCCGGAGAGCGACAAUGACUAUUUCCGCUGCUCAAUACAAGAAACCCUCGUUGUUUCAACCGAUUUACAUUAAAGGAUAUCGAUAAACAGCGACCUUUCUAACGCGAGGAGGAGCGCAUUCAACAGUGCGCGGUGCGUAGCUCAAGUAGCGGACCUGCUGAAAGCUGCGCUGCUGAAUAAGGUGGAGUGAGUGGAUCCAUCGCCUGGCAGGGAAAGCGUCUCGCUUUUAUAUCAUAGUUGUGCUUAUUCAGUUUUAUCCAUCGGGACAGUAAGGGAAAUUGUGAAUUUUUACGGUGUUUCGCAAGAAAAUUGGAUUUUUACGCACUGAUCAAACCGCAAUUCCAGCUAUGAACGCGCAUAGUGAGGCGCACAUCUGAUAUCCUGAUUUCAAAAGAAGUUUUUAUUACUGUGCUUGUGUCUGCUAUCGACUCAACUUUUACGGCAUUGCUUGGUGAAGGCAGAUGAAAAGGCAGAGGAGCGGAAGGUGGUUGACUUAACAUGGCUGAGCCGCUGGGGCAUCAGUGGGCGCUGGCUGGAGCUCCGAAGAGCGCCUGAAUCCCGGUUGAGUGGAUUGUUGGGGGGCUGGCAGGUGGCCAGUGGCCCAUAAUGUCCAAGAGGGAGAAAUUCAACCAGGAUCCUUCAAUCCAAAUCUCCAAGAUGAAUGUCAUCAUCCCCUUCUCACCAGAUGUGCCCUGUGACAGCAACGGCCAGCGGAUGUGGUGGGCUUUCCUCGCCUCCUCCAUGGUCACUUUCUUUGGGGGUCUCUUCAUAAUCCUGCUGUGGAGAACUCUCAAAUACCUGUGGACUGUGUGCUGCCACUGUAACGCCAAAAAGAAGACGGUCCAUCGGAUCACCACAGGCGAUGGCAUCAAGCGCGUUGAUAAGGAAGACCCGGCGGCCAGCGAGGUGGGCUGGAUGACCUCGGUCAAAGACUGGGCCGGGGUCAUGAUAUCAGCUCAGACACUGACAGGAAGAGUCCUGGUAAAAGACACCCUUGCAAUGUAA
Molecule: messenger RNA, 1031 nt
Organism: Notothenia coriiceps (black rockcod)
Lineage: Eukaryota; Metazoa; Chordata; Actinopteri; Perciformes; Nototheniidae
Product: calcium-activated potassium channel subunit alpha-1-like
Exons: 3
Coding region: 633-1031 (132 amino acids)
Source: RefSeq, a predicted model, not a curated record